CAGCAGAAAUGUGUGAAUGUAGACACUUGAACUGCUAGGACUCUAACAGAUUGAUUGGUAACAGAGACUCCACCUCCAGGACAUUAUAAGUCAGACUUUCAAAACCUGAUCAGAGCAUGCUGACAGCAGCCAAGAUGACAAAGCUGUGGCUCCUCAUGCUCCUGUACUGGGCAUGGAGCCCUCAGUGUCUUCCAUCCAGUGUUAGCUUCAUUGGUACACCACAGGAGUGUGAAAAGGCUCCCUUUGUCCCCGGUUACAACAUUGGUGGAGAAGGCUUUGACAUUGUGACAAUGGAGAGGAAGGGGGCUUCUGUCAUCGACACCGACACUUGGAAUCUUGGAAACGGCACCUGCAGGCUAUACAGAAACACCUACAUGAGCAAGAAAAAGCAGAAGGUCCCGGUCUCUGAGCUGGACUGGAGAAUCCUCCCCAAGUGUAGCUUAAAGGUUGAGAGCAUAGUCUACAAUUCAGUUGAAAGAUUUGCCAAUGAUUCCAUAUCAGUUGUGUCCAAUGACUGGAAAGACGACUUGAACAUAUCUGUAGAUUCCAAUGAUAUAUAUGGUGGUUCUCACUCUAAAGAAUGUACAUUUGCCAUGAAAAAGUCCAAGGAAGACCGCUACACCUUCUUCCGCCAUUCUGUCUCCUGUAACUUCUACCGCUACAGACUGGCAACAAAACCUCCACUGAGUCAUGAGUUUGAAUCAGCUGUGAAGUCCCUUCCUUCCUAUUCAGGUAAAACAGAAGCAGCGUACCUCCAUUUGAUUGACACAUAUGGUACACAUUACAUCACUCAGGUUGUUCUGGGAGGGGAAAUCAAGGCUAUCACUGCUAUCAAGACAUGUAAGGCAGCAAUUAAUGGACUGUCUGAAACAGAGAUCAGUGACUGUUUGUCAGUCGAGGCCUCUGCUUCCUUUGCGCAUCCUAAUAGCAUUAAGUCAAUGAUGAAACACUGUGAGACAAAGAGGAAGAAACUUGCCAUCCCAAGCUUCGGGAACGCAUUUAAUGAGCGGAUCACUGAGGUCUCUGGCGGAAACAUUGAUGCAUCUGAUGUCCUCUUUCAAGGGAAGUCAAACCCCUCUGUCUUUACUACCUGGAUUAAGUCUCUGAAAACCACACCUGAUGUGGUCAAAUACAACUUAAAGCCUCUCCACACCAUACUGCCAAGUGAUCAUCCUGCCAGGGCUGGAAUAAAGCAAGAGGUUGAAAAGUACAUCAAGAAAAAUGCAGUGUUGAAAAACUGUUCAGAAAGUUGUGAGAUUGGUCAAAGGUCCAACAAAAGAGAUCCUUGUGCUUGUGUCUGUACUGGUAGCCAGAAUGUGAAGCCAAACUGCUGUCCUGCUAAGAAAGGUCUGGCUACAUUAACGGUAUUCAAGCUUUAUGCACAGGGUUUGUAUGGUGACAGAUGGACUAAGACAGAUGGUUCAGUGGAGGUUAAAUAUGGUAACCAGACAAAGCGUACUGCCAUAAUAAGGAACAACGACUUUCCCAAAUGGACAGAGACAUUCGAGUUUGGACCCAUCAAGAUCAACAGGAAAGAUAAACUUGUGUUCACUGUCUAUGAUGAGGACACAUACUGGAACAGUGAUCGACUUGGCCAGUGCUCAUUUAACCUGAAUAGUGGCAACGUGACAGACAGCUGCAUGUUGAACCACGGUACCUUCUUCUUUUCGUACAAAGUAGAGUGUGCACCAAGUCUUGGCGGUUUGCAUUGUCAAGACUACAUACCCACGCCUGCUCGUUCCUUUCUGACCAAUAUGGCCAUCAACAAGAACUGGGCCCUUGGGUGGUCAGGGACAAAACAUACUGAUGGAAGUUAUUACCUUUGAUUUUGCUAAUGUCUGUUGUGCUUUUGAGUUUUUACUCCUGUGUGCAAACAUUAUUUUGUGUCUUUUGAUCUAACUGCUCCAGUUUAUCCACAAACAUUGCUGUAUGCUCCAUUUCUGUUACAAAAUCUGCCAGUAAAUCAACAUUAAAGACAAAAUUGGUGUCUGUGUGAUUUAA
Molecule: messenger RNA, 2001 nt
Organism: Mugil cephalus (flathead mullet)
Lineage: Eukaryota; Metazoa; Chordata; Actinopteri; Mugiliformes; Mugilidae
Product: perforin-1-like
Exons: 3
Coding region: 117-1826 (569 amino acids)
Source: RefSeq, a predicted model, not a curated record